This is a messenger RNA of Halichondria panicea, 2321 nucleotides long. RefSeq names its product stress-70 protein, mitochondrial-like. Gene Ontology annotation, biological process: protein folding. Gene Ontology annotation, molecular function: ATP-dependent protein folding chaperone; ATP binding. NCBI's taxonomy places the organism in Eukaryota, Metazoa, Porifera, Demospongiae, Suberitida, Halichondriidae. The coding region runs from base 76 to 2193 and encodes 705 amino acids. Gene Ontology annotation, cellular component: cytoplasm; mitochondrion. The record is from RefSeq and is a predicted model, not a curated record. The transcript is spliced from 15 exons.
ACAGCACAGUUCCACGUGGCUGCAAAUCCAACCUCCUCUGAAACCACGUACCUAUCUACCUCAGAAGAAGCAACGAUGUUUUCGUGUUCUAGGGUACUAAAUAAAAACCUGUGGCAGCAGUGCCGAGUGGCCACGCAACAGAGGGCCCUGUCCAAGAAUGCUGCAUGGAGAACAGUGUCUAAGGAGAGGCUAGCUGUAUCGGGACUAGACAUAACAGCCAUUGGUGGAAGACCCUGGGCAAGACACUACAGUUCUGAUGUGAAGGGUGCAGUGAUUGGUAUAGAUCUGGGCACAACCAACUCUUGUGUGGCCGUCAUGGAGGGCAAGAACCCCAAGGUGAUAGAGAACUCUGAGGGCUCUCGCACCACUCCCUCUGUAGUGGCCUUCACUAAAGAUGGAGAGAGACUGACUGGAGUGUUAGCAAAGAGACAGUCUGUGACAAACUCAAGAAAUACUUUUUAUGCUACGAAACGUUUAAUUGGACGCCGUUUUGACGACAAAGAGGUACAGAAAGAAGCCCAGACAGUUUCCUAUGAGAUAGUGCGUGCCUCUAACGGUGAUGCUUGGGUCAAGUCUGGUAGUGAUGGGAAAAUGUACUCCCCUAGUCAAGUGGGGGCUUUUGUCCUCAUGAAGAUGAAAGAAACAGCAGAGGCUUACCUGGGUCAGCCCGUUAAGAACGCUGUCGUCACUGUUCCAGCUUACUUCAACGACUCACAAAGACAGGCUACAAAAGAUGCUGGUCAGAUCUCAGGGUUGAAUGUGCUGAGAGUGAUUAACGAACCGACAGCUGCUGCACUUGCAUACGGCCUCGAUAAAGAUGAGGAUAGAAUUAUUGCAGUGUAUGAUCUUGGUGGUGGAACCUUUGAUGUUUCUAUUCUUGAAAUACAAAAAGGAGUAUUUGAGGUCAAAUCUACCAAUGGAGACACUUUCUUGGGAGGAGAGGACUUUGACAAUGCUCUUGUCAAGUAUUUAGUGGCAGAGUUUAAGAAAGAUCAAGGGAUCGAUGUCUCCAAUGACAACAUGGCACUACAGAGAGUAAGGGAGGCAGCUGAGAAGGCCAAGGUGGAACUCUCCAACUCCAUGCAGACGGACAUCAACCUGCCUUUCCUCACUAUGGACGCCGCUGGACCAAAGCAUUUGAAUCUGCAGCUGACAAGGUCAAAGUUCGAAUCGUUAGUGGCCAGUCUCAUUGAGCGAACUGUGUCACCCUGUGAGAAGGCUAUCAGAGAUGCUGACGUCAGCAAAAGUGAUAUUGUUGAUGUCAUUUUAGUCGGCGGAAUGUCAAGAAUGCCAAAGGUUCAAGAGUCUGUUCAGACGGUGUUUGGACGUGCCCCUAGUCGGUCAGUAAAUCCUGACGAGGCAGUGGCCAUAGGUGCUGCUAUUCAGGGUGGUGUGCUGGCAGGGGACGUGACUGACGUACUGCUGUUGGACGUGACUCCCCUCUCUCUGGGUAUCGAGACCCUGGGGGGGGUGUUCACCAAGCUUAUCAACAGAAACACCACCAUCCCCAGUAAGAAAAGCCAGGUCUUCUCCACUGCUGCCGAUGGACAGACCUCUGUGGAGAUUGUUGUAUGUCAGGGGGAGAGGGAGAUGGCCAAGGACAAUAAAGUUCUCGGGAGGUUUCAACUUGUGGGGAUUCCCCCGGCUCCAAGGGGAAUUCCCCAGGUUGAGGUGACCUUUGACAUUGAUGCUAACGGUAUUGUCAACGUACACGCUAAGGACAAGGGAACUGGAAAAGAGCAACAAAUUGUGAUCCAGUCGAGUGGUGGCCUCUCCAAGGAUGAGAUUGAGAACAUGGUGAAGGAUGCUGAGAAGUUUGCAGACGAGGACAAGAAGAGAAAGGAAUCAGUGGAGUCUUUGAACCAGGCAGAGAGCAUCAUCCAUGACGUGGAAACCAAGAUGGAGGAAUUCAAGGACCAGCUACCAGCCGACGAGGUGACCAAACUGAAGGAGGAGAUUGAGAAGGUACGGACUGUCCUGGCCAACAAGGACAAUGAGACACCAGAGAACAUUUCCAAGGCAGCUGGAGAGAUGCAGAAGGCUUCACUAAAACUGUUUGAAAUGGCCUACAAAAAGAUGGCCGAGGAAAGAGAGUCUGGUAACAAAGGAAGCUCAGAGAGCACCUCCGAGGGAGAGGCUAGAGAUGCAGCAGAAGAAAAAGCAGAAGAAAAAGCAGAAGAAAAGAAAGAAUAGGGUCAAAUUCACUCAACUCUUGCUAAUAGAGACCUCUCCAUUCUAAUGGGACUUUUCCAUUCUAAUGUCUUUUGUGUUUUUGUAUUAAAUUAAAUUAUUGCUGAUGCCCAGUUUUUGAUAUGAUAAAA